This is a messenger RNA of Heterostelium album PN500, 2115 nucleotides long. RefSeq names its product S53 family peptidase. Gene Ontology annotation, biological process: proteolysis. Gene Ontology annotation, molecular function: tripeptidyl-peptidase activity; serine-type endopeptidase activity. The coding region runs from base 1 to 2115 and encodes 704 amino acids. The record is from RefSeq and is a predicted model, not a curated record. Lineage: Eukaryota; Evosea; Eumycetozoa; Acytosteliales; Acytosteliaceae. The transcript has 2 exons.
AUGUACAAAGUAUAUUUUGCAUUGUUGGCUUUAAUUGCUAUUGCUACAGUCUCUGCCUCUGUCGCUUCCAGACAGAUGGUCAUUGCUCAAGUUGAAACCGAUACUCCAGCUCACUUUGUUUUAUCAAACAGAGCUUCACAAACAACUAUUUUACCAUUCAAAAUUUUAUUAAAACAAAAUAAUCUCGAUGUCCUUGAAGAAAUUUUCUGGGAAGUUUCAGAUCCAAAGUCCGAUGCCUACGGUAAAUUCAUGACCAAAAACGAAAUCGAUAUGUUGACAGGUGCCUCCGACGAGACUGUCAAGGCCGUCACCCAAUGGUUGUUCGCCAGUGGUCUCACCAAGUUUGACUUUAUGGUCUCUGCCGAUUACAUCCAAGUCAGAACCACCGUCAACAAGAUCGAGAAGUUGUUGAACGCUCAAUUCUACGACUACGUCUCUGCCUCCACCGGUAACCUCCGUACCCGUAUCAACGGUCGUGCCUACAUUCCAUUCGAUUUGGCCGAGCACAUCGACUUCAUCGUCGGUCUCUCUGAAUUCAUCGAAGAUCCAAAGAUGAAUAUCCAAACCAUCCCAGGUGCCAAGAAGCCAGUCCGUGCCAACGCCAGAAAAGCUGCCGAUUUGACCAUCACCCCUGCCGUCAUCAAGAACUACUACGGUGUUCCAGCCAGCCAAGUUGCCACCAACGACGCCAACUACCAAUCGAUCGCCGCUUUUGGUGACUACUUCUCAAUGGGUGCCCUCAACUACUUUGGUAAGACCUACAAGAUCUCCAAUGUCCGUGUCAACCGUCAAGGUCCAAACUGUUUCAACGAGAACUGUGACCAAAUGGAAUCCGACUUGGAUAUCCAAUACUCAACUGCCAUGGGUUUGAACGUCUCUACUCUCUUCAUUAACCACGCCAACGGUGAAUGGGUUUUGGAUUGGGCUAUCCAAAUUGCCGAUGCUUCACCAUUGCCAAUGAUUACCUCUCUCUCCUACGGUUUCUCUGAAAUCGAACAAUGUGUCCUCACCAACGAAUGUACCACCGUUGGUUACUCCAAUCUCCAAUAUGUCGAACGUUCCAACGUUGCCUUCCAAAAGUUGGGUCUCAUGGGUAUGUCCAUCUUGGUUUCCGCCGGUGACGACGGUGCUCCAUCGUUCUUCUACGCCUCUGGUAACUGUCCAUUGGAUGCCUCCAAGUACUGCCCACUCGGUGGUUGUGCCUCUUCCUCCACUCAAUGUCCAUCCGUCACCAUCAGCUACGCUGCAAACAACACCGUCUGUGUCUUCCCAGGUGGAACCGGUAACCCAACCUGUGGUAACAUCUUGAACCAAGAAGGAUCGGCCGCUCUCAACCAAUUCAUCAGCGCCAACAAGAAAUGCAAGGUCUCCAUCGAACAAGAUUCCCAACAAAACUAUCACAUCCACUCCAAUUGCGCAUGCAGCUCACUCAACACCAUCACCCACUCUGGUUUCAAGGUCUCCGGUUACACAUACAGCGAGAGCAACGGUGCCAUGUUCUACCCAGACUUCCCAACCUCCUCGCCAUACGUCACCUCUGUCGGUGCCACUCAAAUCCUCUCGAUGUCGCAACCAGAAAUUGUCUGCUCCAUCUCAACCGGUGCCAUCAUCACCGGUGGUGGUGGUUUCUCCAACGUCCAACCACAACCAGCCUACCAAGAACCAUCCGUCAACAACUACCUCCAACAAAACGUCAACCUCCCACCAGCCGGAACCUACAACACCUCCGGUCGUGCCUACCCAGACAUUACCUUUGUCGGUCACGCCUACUCCAUCGCCUACACCGGUUCCGACUCUGACACCUGUCCAUGCCAAUUGGGUAACGUCGACGGUACCUCCUGUUCCUCACCAACUCUUGCCGGUCUUUUCUCGUUGGUCAACGACAAGCUUUUGAACGCCGGAAAGUCACAACUCGGUUUCCUCAACCCAAUGCUCUACCAAGCUCAAGAGAACCAACCAUCCGUUUUCCACGAUAUCACCACCGGUGACAUCUCCUGUAACCGUGCCUACUGUUGUGAAUACGGUUUCCAUGCCACCCAAGGUUACGACGCUGCCUCUGGUCUUGGUUCAAUCAACUUCCCACAAUUCCAAAACUACGUUCUCUCUCUUAAAUAA